AUGGAAACCGGACUAAAGAACGAUUCGCCGUCAGACCUAAGCGAUGAGGCAGUCACAGUUUCAACAGAAGUUCCAGUGAACGAGAAAGCUUUGUUACGCAAGCUCGAUCUGCGACUUCUGCCAGCUGUUGGGAUAUUGUAUCUUCUAUCAUUCUUAGAUCGCAGCAAUGUUGGGAACGCUCGCAUUGAAGGGAUGAUUGAUGAUUUGCAUAUGUCUGGAAAUGAGUACCUGACUGGAUUGACUCUCUACUUUAUUGGUUAUGUUCUCUUCGAAAUUCCAUGCAAUAUUAUCCUAAAACAAACAACCCCUCGGCUGUGGCUUCCCACACUUACUAUUGCCUGGGGAAUUGUAGCAACCUUGCUCGGCAUUGUCCAAAACAAGACAGGCUUCUUUAUCGCUCGGUUCUUCCUCGGUGUGGCAGAAAGUGGACUAUUUCCAGGUGUGGUAUAUUAUUUCUCAAUGUGGUACAAGCGACGCGAAAGACAGUUUCGUAUUUCACUAUUCUUUAGCGCUGCUUCACUCGCUGGAGCUUUCGGUGGUAUUCUAGCAUAUGGCAUUGGAAAAAUGUCGGGCAUAGUUUGGGAGAAUGGAUGGCGAUGGAUCUUCAUUCUUGAAGGUAUCGCCACGGUCGUUGUGGCUGUCGCAGCAUAUUGGUUCAUUGAGAACUAUCCCGACACGUCCAAGUCCCUCACCAAGAGCGAGCGGUCUUUCAUUCAUGAGCGUCUGCACGCAGAUAGUGACGCUAUCCGUCAAGAGAAGUUCAGUUGGGCUGCUGUGAAAGAAGCGUUCAGGGAUCCAAGCUGCUGGCUCUAUGGGUUAGGCUUCCAUACUAUGAGUUUGCCAUUGUAUACACUGUCUCUGUUUCUGCCCACGAUUAUCAAGGAUCUUGGCUACACAGCAGCGGUAGCCCAGCUUUUGACUAUCCCACCUUACGCCGUUGCCUUUGUUACUACCCUUGGUGUUGCUAUAGCCUCUGAAAGGCUUGCGAAGCGCGCUGUUUUUAUCGCUGGCUCCUCGGCAGUUGCUGCCAUUGGAUACAUAAUUCUUCUCGCCAACACGAACCCUACCGUAAGGCCUGGCGUCUCGUACGUGGGAACUUUCUUUGCAGCAGCUGGGAUUUACCCCGGCACCGCCUUGGUUCUCAGUUGGCCCGCUAUCAAUGUCUCUGGACAAACCAAACGUGCCAUUGCAAAUGCUAUGCAAAUCAGUAUUGGAAACCUUGGUGCGGUGAUGGGAACACAGCUGUACAGGUCGGGCGAUGGCCCACGUACUUUGGGGUGGCGAUUAAAGAAGCAGAACCAGAGUCGAGCGGCUGUCAGUGAAGAGAUCAAGCAUGUGGGCGAUGUGGAAGAUUGGAAGGGAGAUUCGGAUCCCAGAUGGAGAUUUGAGUAUUAG
Molecule: messenger RNA, 1395 nt
Organism: Fusarium pseudograminearum CS3096
Lineage: Eukaryota; Fungi; Ascomycota; Sordariomycetes; Hypocreales; Nectriaceae
Exons: 9
Coding region: 1-1395 (464 amino acids)
Biological process (GO): transmembrane transport
Cellular component (GO): membrane
Molecular function (GO): transmembrane transporter activity
Source: RefSeq, a predicted model, not a curated record